Messenger RNA from Pochonia chlamydosporia 170, 318 nucleotides. RefSeq names its product RNase H domain-containing protein. Bases 1 to 318 code for a protein of 105 amino acids. The record is from RefSeq and is a predicted model, not a curated record. The transcript is spliced from 2 exons. Gene Ontology annotation, molecular function: nucleic acid binding; RNA-DNA hybrid ribonuclease activity. NCBI's taxonomy places the organism in Eukaryota, Fungi, Ascomycota, Sordariomycetes, Hypocreales, Clavicipitaceae.
AUGGUUUACAUCAUGGAAAUCUAUACCGACGGUGGCUGUAGAGGCAAUGGACAACCGGGAGCAAUAGGUGCCGCUGCCGCUGCUUUCAAGAAAAGAAAUGGAACGUACGAUGCAUGGACAACAUCGUUACCCCGAUAUCCGCCACCCACAAACCAGCGGGCCGAAGUCAAAGCCAUCAUCGUGGCCCUGGAGCAAGCCCUGGAAAAGUUUGAAGAGCUAGACACAAAUCCAUAUCUAAAUGUCAAGAUCUAUUCGGAUUCCAGAUAUGCGAUUAACUUGAGAAUGGCCGCCAAGAUUCAAGCUGAAGAAGACGAAUGA